Messenger RNA from Quercus lobata, 477 nucleotides. RefSeq lists its product as uncharacterized. NCBI's taxonomy places the organism in Eukaryota, Viridiplantae, Streptophyta, Magnoliopsida, Fagales, Fagaceae. The record is from RefSeq and is a predicted model, not a curated record. The coding region runs from base 1 to 477 and encodes 158 amino acids. Gene Ontology annotation, molecular function: zinc ion binding; nucleic acid binding. The transcript has a single exon.
AUGGUUUUCGAAUUUGAUGAUGCUCUGGAUUUAGAGAGGGUUUGGGAGUGUGAACCGUGGUCCUAUGAUAAAAGCCUGGUAGUGUUCCAACGUGCAGUGGAUGUAGAAUUUGCCCCACUUUUGGAGUAUACCACCUCUGCUUUUUGGGUGCAACUUCACAACAUCCUAGAAAAGAGUAUGACUCAGGAAAUUGGCGAGGUAGUGGGUAAUACGAUAGGUAAAAUUGUGCAAGUGGCCGAUCCUGAGGAUGAUGGCCAAGGGUGUGAGUUUUUGCAGAUCCGUGUGUCCCUUGAUAUCACUAAACCCCUUCCACGUUGCUGCAAGCUUUGGUUGGAGGGUGAGCAUAUUGGAUGGGCUCUUCUCAAGUUUGAGCCCCUUCCAAACUUUUGCUAUUGGUGUGGUCGAGUUAAUCAUAACGAAAGGGAUUGUGAUCUUUGGCUUCAAGGAAAGGGAAAAUUGAAAAAAGAGAAUCAAUAG